Molecule: messenger RNA, 618 nt
Organism: Candidozyma auris
Lineage: Eukaryota; Fungi; Ascomycota; Pichiomycetes; Serinales; Metschnikowiaceae
Exons: 1
Coding region: 1-618 (205 amino acids)
Source: RefSeq, a predicted model, not a curated record
AUGAGUAAAGCACUUUGCUUCUGGGCAUUCGAGAACUUGCAGCGCCGUCUCUCCCCUCAGAAAAAGCCAAUUGGUUUAGACCACUAUUUGUUGGCCACCAAAUCCACCACAUCCGACUUUCCAGCAUCGGCACCCAUGUUCAUCACUUGGAACAAAGAUGACGAUUUGAGAGGUUGUAUAGGUACGUUUCUGCCUUUGAACACAGAGAAGGGCGUGGCCAAAUAUGCUCUUGUGAGCGCCUUUGAGGAUCCCAGAUUCCCACCCAUUACAGCCAAAGAGCUUCCACAAUUGUCCGUUAGUGUGACAUUGCUUGACAAGUUUGAGAAAAUCUCAGCUCCCCUCGACUGGACUGUUGGGAAGCACGGGCUCAAGGUUUAUUUUGAGAUCUCGGGUAAAGGGUACCUGGGCACGUUUUUGCCCAAUGUUGCCCCUGAACAAGGUUGGAAUGCCGAAGAUACCCUCUGGAAUUUGGCUCGGAAAGCCCAUUACGGCAACUUGAAACGUGGCGACACAGUGGCCUUCUACGAGCGAGGUUUAGCCGAGGGUUGGCUUGAAUUGACAACUUACGAAGGACUCAAGGCCGAGGCAAGCUACGACGAGUACCAGAGUGCAGCUUAG